AUGUUGAGACUGGCCUAUUAUCAGUGCACAUUUCGGACGGAAUUCACAUGUGGAAAUCAGCAAUCGCGAAUAGACGAACACAGCGUGGAAGAAUUCUACGAAGUCUUACUGGAGAAAGUUAAAGAAGAAUUAGGAGGAGGAGGCCCAGGCAGCACGACCGCUGGAAAGUGGGCCCGAACGAUGUUAUCGGAAGAGGAGCUGUCCGAUUACAAUAAUCAAAGAAGUAAGCGAAAGCGUGAUGCCGAGGAAUUGGAGAAAAAUGUUCAGAAAAUGCCAUGA
Molecule: messenger RNA, 279 nt
Organism: Ostertagia ostertagi
Lineage: Eukaryota; Metazoa; Nematoda; Chromadorea; Rhabditida; Trichostrongylidae
Source: the annotation of a GenBank genome assembly